Messenger RNA from Epithele typhae, 813 nucleotides. RefSeq lists its product as uncharacterized. NCBI's taxonomy places the organism in Eukaryota, Fungi, Basidiomycota, Agaricomycetes, Polyporales, Epitheliaceae. Bases 1 to 813 code for a protein of 270 amino acids. The record is from RefSeq and is a predicted model, not a curated record. The transcript has 4 exons.
AUGUCUGGGACUACGUCUCCACGCACUUCACCAUCAUUUUACCUGGAGUCCAUUCAAGCCCUCGUGCAGCUCUAUCACCUCGACGUAGAAAAUGCGACUCUGGACGAAGACGCGAUGUCAGAUGUAGAUGAUAACGGCCGUAUCACUUCGUCCAUUCCACUCGUAGGUCGAAGAAACCGUCGAGCCUUCCACAUCUUCGCCUUCGACACCCACAGGGACGAAGAGCUGACAUACCCUCGGGCGGCAUACGAUGGUCCCAUGAAUGUGUCCCUCCGCACGCUGGAGUGCAUCUCCCUGACCCAACAAUCAACCACCUUCACCGCCGCGGACCACCGGAACCUCAACCUCCUCUCCUACUUCCACGCAGUCUUCCCCACCGCCCCGUCGACAUCGCCGUACCCAUCCCUCACCGCGACAAAAUGGUCGACUUCCCUCCCCCUCUGCGCCCAACCCCCCUUCGAGCUCGACGUCGCCGCCGCCCUCGACCGCAUCAUCCUCUCCGGCACCGGCGCCGAAGACGUCGUCCCCUCCGAGCUCCCCCGCGCCCUCCCUGCGCCCUCGUCGGCCUCGUCGCCUGCGACCCCGGCGCGCUCGACCCCGCCCCACCCCACCCACCUCCCUCCCGGCGAGCUGCAGCUGCCGGUGUGGGGCCUGCUCGACGCGCGCACGCUCGACGGCGGCGGCGGCGGCGGCGGGGACGUCGCGGGCGUCGAGCGCGCGCGCGUGCCCUUCCUCCGCUGGGGCAAGGGCGAGGGCGCGGGCGGGGAGCGGCGGCGCGUGCGCCGGAACCUGAUGCGGCGCGGGCAGAUGUGA